UGGCCCGGCCGAGCCGCGCUCCGCGCCCGCCUCCCCUCAGCGGCGCCGGGCGGGCGGCGAUGGACGGGCGGCCCCCGGCGGGCCCCGCCGCGCCGCGCUGGAGGCGCCGAGCGACCCCCCGCCCGCAGCCCCUCGCCUGGAGCAAGCCGCGGCCGCAGUCGUACCAGAGCCCCAGCGGAGUGCUCGUCACCGACUUCCCCGUGGAGGACAGGUGCGCCUUCUCCGUGCCUCAGCCCGCCGGCACCGGCAGCCGCGCCAUGGGCUCGGUGUCCAACGGCACCGUGCGGCCGCCGGGCUCCCCCGCGCUGGCUCCGGAGCGGCGCUCCCGGCCGCUCACCCCGGCCCCGGGCAGCCCCGUCCGUUCCACCGCCAACGGCAGCAUCUCCCCGCCGGGCAGCGGGCAGGGCCCCCGGCCGCGCCCGCCCAGCACCGCGGGGCUGGCCCCGCAGCACGAACGGAUCCUGCUCGGAGCCAGCGCUCAGCCCGCACCGAGCCCCGGCAGCGGCGGGGCCCCGGAGGAGCCGGGGGGAUGCCCUGCGGAGCGCAGGGUGAGCUCGCAGCAGCAGCAGCAGCAGCAGCAGCAGCAGCAGCUGAUCCCCCGCAGCCUGGCCGAGAGCCGGCCCGCCGGCCACGAGCGGGGUCUCAGGGUGCGCAGCCUGGUGGAGCCCCCCCGGCUGGCCCUGGGCAGCGACCCCGAGGACGAGCCCGAGGGCGGCCCGGGCGCGCUGCGGCGCGGGCUCCGCUCCACGUCCUACCGCCGGGCCGUGGUGAGCGGCGUGGAGCUGGACGGCUCCAACAACUGCAAGAAGAAAAACAGAAUGUCCCAGCCCAUCCUGAAAGCGGUGGUUGAAGAUAAAGAGAAGUUCUCGAGCCUGGGGAGGAUAAAGAAGAUGCUGAAAGGACAAGGGACGUUCGAUGGGGAAGAAAAUGCUGUAUUGUAUCAGAACUAUAAGGAAAAAGCUCUGGACAUAGAUUCUGAUGAAGAGUCUGAGCCCCAGGAGCAGAAGCUGGAUGACAAGGUUGUUUUUCAUUAUAAGCCCCUGAGGUCGACGUGGAGCCAGCUCUCCGUGGUGAAGAAGAAUGGACUGUCAGAAGCAAUCAGCCAGGAAGAAAGGAAAAGACAGGAGGCAAUAUUUGAGGUGAUAUCUUCUGAGCACUCCUAUUUGCUGAGCCUGGGGAUUCUGAUCCGGAUGUUUAAAAAUUCCAGGGAACUGAGCCUCACAAUGACCAAAACAGAGAGCCACCACCUCUUCUCCAACAUCACGGAUGUUUAUGAAGCAAGCAAAAAGUUCUUUGAAGAGCUGGAGGCAAGGCACCAGAGCAGCAUUUUCAUCGAUGACAUCAGUGACAUCGUGGCGAGGCACGCGGGCUCCACCUUUGACCCCUACGUGAAGUACUGCACCAACGAGGUUUAUCAGCAGCGCACCCUGCAGAGACUGCUAGCCACAAAUCCAGCGUUUAAGGAGGUGCUGUCCCGGAUCGAGUCCCACGAGGAUUGUCGGAAUUUGCCCAUGAUCUCCUUCCUCAUCCUCCCCAUGCAGAGAGUCACUCGUCUCCCCUUACUGAUGGAUACUAUUUGCCAGAAAACCCCCAAGGAUUCAGCAAAAUACAAGAACUGCAAGCAGGCUCUGAAAGAAGUCAGCAAGCUCGUGCGUCUGUGCAACGAGGGCGCCCGCAAGAUGGAGAGGACAGAGAUGAUGUACACCAUCAACUCCCAGCUGGAAUUCAAAAUCAAGCCAUUUCCAUUGGUUUCCUCUUCACGGUGGUUGGUGAAAAGGGGAGAAUUAAUGGCCUAUGUAGAAGACACUGGACUCUUUUCCAAAAGAACCUCUAAGCAGCAGGUGUACUUCUUCCUCUUCAAUGACGUCCUCAUCAUCACCAAGAAGAAGAGUGAGGAGAGUUACAAUGUCACCGAGUACUCGCUGCGGGAGCAGCUGCUGGUGGUGCCCUGUGACGGGGAGGAUCCCUGCUCCUCUCCUGGCAAGAACACGGCAGGGAUGCUCCACUCCGGACGGAAUUCUGCGUGCCACCUCUUCAGGCUCGUGCUCCUCAGCAACCAUGCCGGGGACAGGGUGGAGAUGCUCCUGGGAGCAGAGACUCAGAGUGACAGAGCCCGCUGGAUCACGGCGCUGGGCCAGGACAGUGAUGGGCACCACACCGACAGGACCACACUGGCUCAGGUGGAGAUCAUCAGAACCUACACAGCCAAGCAGGCCGAUGAGCUCUCUCUGCAAGUCGCUGAUGUUGUUUUGCUUUAUCAAAAAGUGAAUGAUGGCUGGUACGAAGGGGAGCGGCUGCGGGACGGUCAGAGGGGCUGGUUCCCCUCCGAGUGUGCCAAGGAAAUCACCUGCAGGGCCACCCUGGACAAGAACAUGGAGCGCAUGGGACGCCUGCUAGGGCUGGAAACCAACGUGUAGCCUCAUCCUCACCCCCCACCCUGGGGGCUGCUCUGGCUGGGACAGGGGACAGCGGAGCCACAACCCAGCAGCAGCACAAUGGAGCCUCGUGCUGGCUCCGGCAGCUCCAAACUGAGCCCUGGCCCCACCAGCAGCACCUUGCAGCAGUGUCCUGAGCACUCUUCUGCAGCUCCUGCCUCCUUACACUCCUGCUCCAUCUGCUUUGGAGCAUCUGAACUUGUUUUCAGCCCCAGAACUCUGCAGGGGCCUGGGUCCCCUGGCCCCACACGUGGAGCUGGCAGUGUGCAGCAGUGCUGGGGUGUCCUGCUCCUGAGGAGCUGCAGUGCUUCAGCCCCAGCUGCUGUUCCAGGACACUUGCCCUCGUGUCAGCACGUGUGACACCUGCACUCGAGGGACGAGCUCUGUACUCUGUAAAGGCUGACCUACCUGUGCAGUGCAAAUCCAGGGCUGGCCCCAGGCUGGCACAGGCAGAGCUGGCACAGUCUCGAUGAGGAAUCUGCAGCUGUGCCUCCAUGAGGCCGCUCAGACUGGCUCCACGGCCUGCUGUGGGCAGAGGAUUUCUGAAAGCCAGAGAAAGGUACCAGACUCCACAGAGUCAGUGCUGCUGCUCCAUCUUAGCACAGGUAUUUUACUGCAGAGGAACUGCUGCAAGUGGGCAGUGGUUUCUGCUUUCCUCAGGGCUGAGGAGGUCUUGCACUUCACUCAGUGCUUCAGAGCAGCGGUGUGAUGAGAACAUGAAAUGCACUGACUGCUCGGGGAACAAAUGCCCUCAAGGGUGAGCAGCAUUCCGGGCCCGUGGCUGGACAGGUGAGAGUCUGUAUGAUAAAACCCUCCCUUUUAAGGACCAGCUGCUGCCUCAGCAGUGUGGAAACUGCUCACUAGAAAUGAGGAGACAACUUGUAGUACCAAGGCUUUCUUCUUGUUGCCUUCCCCAGCCUCUGCAAAGGGGAGGAAUAUGCUGGUUUUUAUCCUGCAAGAUGCUGAUUUGAGUGGUGAGUGAAUUGGGUGUUCAUAAAGAUGUGUAGCUCUAAUAAUUUAAACUACAUUAGGAAGACAGUAAUUUUGUACAAAAAUACUUAUCUAGACAGUGUGACAGUGGUUAUACAUACAGCCUCGCAAAUUAAUUUAUAAGUGGACUGAUAAAAUAGUAAUGAGAGAAACUGUAAAUUGAACAAAGCCUUAUUUAACAUAGUUAAAAUACUGCUAGCAUUUUAACAAAUUUUAUUGUAUACUUGCAGAUGUUUAACACAACUGAAUGUAUAAAUCCAGGCAUUAAUUUUAUUCAGAUUUUUUUAAUACACUGUAUAUAUUUUUCAUACCUAGUUUUUCCAAAAAUGCUGUAAUGUUUUGUAAAGACAUUUUUCAUUUUUCCUAUUGUUGGACACAGUUCUUCAGGAAUUAAAAGACUUCUAUGAUUUUAUAGGACAACAAUCAAUAAAAUGCUUUUAAAUCCUUACUAAAAAAAAGUUUUGCGUUUUUGUAAAAUGCCAUAAAGCUGCCAGUUGCUGUUGUAAUUUUUGUCAGACAAAUCUCUUCAGUAAACACUGGUAAUUUAAUUUUUCCUGUUCUGUAAGAUGAACAGCACCCUCCUGUGUCCUGCUUCAUCUGUCAGAGAUCCCAUUUAUUUGUUGGUCUUGGAGCAAUGGGCCUGGGACAGCAUCUCCUUGCUGAGACACCUUUUAAGAGGGAGAUGGGAAAAGUCUUCAUUUCCCAGAGGGUUUGGCACAGUUCAUCUGGAAGGGACCUACAACCAUGUGCAGUCCAACCCCCUCAGGGCUGAUCCAGUGUUAAAUCCCGUUCCUGAGUGCUCUUAAACACCCUCAGAGCCACAUCCCCACCUCUGCAGGGCGCCAGUUCCAGGGGCUGUGCCUUCCCCAGGGCAGCUCUGCCUCCUUGUGCCCAGCCCAAACCCCAGCUUUAACUGUUAUUCCCCAGCCUCCUGUCCCUGGAGCCCAGCAGAGGAGCUCAGCCACUCCACACUAUUUUCAUUAGCAAAAAAAAAAAAAAAAAAGAAAAAGUUUUUAACACUGACUUCUCUAUUAGCACUGCUAUUGCAAAGGAAAUCAGCUGAAAACCCAAGUCCUGUGCACUCUGAACACACAGACACACUUUUUAACUGGGGGUGUGCUUUACACCAGUACCUCCUUUUUAAUUAGAAGCCCAGCAAUGACAGAAGUCAGCUGGGAGUUUAUUACUGUAAAAUCAGCUCUCAUUUUUGCAAGACAUGGAAUGUGUGUCCCCUUCCUUCUGUAAAUUCGCUAAUCAGGAAGCAAAUUGCCAAAAGGCUCUCAGUUGCCCAAAUGCCAUCUCCAAGUGAGUCGAGGUGCCUGCAUGUCUGGUGGCUCCACAUGGGCACCUGUUCAGAAAUCCAGUCCCCACCUGACUUUACCUGGCAGUCAUGGCACACCUAAGAACACGUUUGGGUACUGUCCUUUCUGCUGCUGUAUACCAGCCCUGCAACAUAACAAAUACAUCUGUAUCUGCUGAUGUUUAAUAAAUAUUGUGAUACAGUGUUGUUAUUGACUUCCAGGGCAAAGAGCACAUUUGUUUCCACUAUGCAAAGCUAAUUUACUGAACAUAAUAAGGUAAAAAAAAGGACAACUUUGGUCACCCUACACAUGCUGAGAAAGCACAGUCUGCUCAGCAUCAUACUCACAUUUCAAAUCCUGGAUCAACAAAAUAUACUCACAGAAGUUUCUGGGCUUCCCAGGUAUAUUUUGUUUCUAAAGUAACACACAUAGGUAAAACAAGUGUAUAGAACACAAGUGUUGGAAAUAAACAGUAAAUCUUUGCCUCAGCCAAGGUUAAGGAACUCUAAGGCAUUACCUGCUUUGAUCUGCAAAUUAUUUUCAACAGCUGUAUCAAAACUUCAUCAUUUAGGCAAACUGGAGAUAACAUGAGGGCAGCAGAAUUUACUACAUCACUGAAUUGUUACAUUCCAUAACCCAGAGUUCUAGAAGGUGCUAGUAACUAAGAGAGAAGCAGACUUCAUUAAGUACAACAUGACCUUGACCACUCUUUGUCUUGGGCUGGCUGUUUAGAAGCCAAGCUACAAACCUUACAUCAGCCUUACCUCUUCAACAUCUUAAUAACCUGAUGUGGUGGUUAAAGCCUGGUUUGCAGCUCAUCCCCACAGCAGGAUGGGGAGUAAGGGGCAAAGUGAGAGAAAUCAUGAGUUGGGAUAAAGAGAGUUUAAAACAAUAGCUGCAUGUGCAAGCAAAGCAAACCAAGGAAUUAAUUCCCCGCUUCCUGAAGGCAGGUGGAUGUUCAGCCAGCCCCAGCUCUGUGCACAGAAUGCAGACUUGAGAGGACAAAUGGCAGCACUCCGAACAUCCCCCCUUCCCUGCUUUAUCCUGAGCAUGAUGGCCUGGGACAUCCCAGGGGGCAGGCAGGGUCAGCUGUCCUGGCUGUGGCCCCUGCACAGCCCUGGGCCACCACAGACCCUGGGCUUGCUCAGCCAUACCUGGAAUAACACUAAAAUCCAAACACAGCAUCACACACACUAGCAAGGAAAAAUUAACCCGAAGCCAGCACCCCUACCAUUUAUGCUCAUUUGCAAACUCUGAAGAACACAGAAGUUUCUGGUACCUUCGUGCAUAGAAGAGUAUGCUAGGCUGUGUGCUUUAAGCACUGUAAAAAAGUACAGCAGUAUCGCUAUUUACAGUUCAAUAACUUCUAACCUCUACCUGUGACCCCCUCUCUGAGCGUUUCUUCUGGGGUCGGCCCUCACACCACUGCUGACCCUGAGCCUCCACAAUGUUUGAGGGAAUUAAUCUUCAAUUGAAACUACAAUUCUUAUCUAGGCUCUACCAUUGCCAUUUCCUUUUGCGUUAUUAAGAAAUUAGCCAUCAUGUCUUCUAAGUACUGCAAAAAUCAUUAACAAGGAGAAUAAUGCAGAUACCAUGUGCCAGCUUGUAUUUUGUUACAUUUAAUUCAGCUACACCAAUAGCAGCACCACGGCCUCUUUUUCCUCAAUAAAGCACUGAUUUUUCCUCAAUAAAGCACCGAUUUGUGAGGCAGAGCAGCCCGCCCAGCCCGGGCUCAGCGCCGCCCCUCAGGACAGGGCGCCAUUUUGUUCCCUCCUGCCCCAGCGACGCCCAUUGUUUCCAGCACACAAAUUCCGCACUACAAAUUAUUUCGUUCUCAUUUCCACACAGUUAUCACCAAUGUAGUCCCCUUUUCUCUCCCCUUUGAAUCCGGGGCUUACCUCCAGCAAGCCUCCUCGGAGCGGAGGGUCCCGGAGCCGUCCCCGCCCGGUCCUGCCGCAGCCUCCGGGCCCCCACAGCCCCGCUGAGCCGAGCCCCGGCGGGUCCCGGAGCUGUCCCCGCCCGGUCCUGCCGCAGGCUCGCUGCCCUCACAGCCCCGCUGGCCCCCGGAGAACGCUCCGGGCCUGGCUCCUCCCUCCCCGGGGCCGCCGGGGUCUCUUUUCCCUCUCCUCAGACUCCCUCCGGCAUCCCCAACCCCCGGAGCGGGGCGAUUCUCCUCCUCCGCCUCCUCAUUUAAAACACCUGAGGGUGGAACAGUCGCUGGAGGUGGGCAGGGGGGUUAAACGAUGUGUUAGUGUAGUGCAGCUGGCAGUGAGGAGCUUGACACCCUCCAUCCCUUGUUAACCCAAUGGAAAGC
This is a messenger RNA of Poecile atricapillus (Black-capped chickadee), 7040 nucleotides long. RefSeq names its product Rho guanine nucleotide exchange factor 26 (gene ARHGEF26). NCBI's taxonomy places the organism in Eukaryota, Metazoa, Chordata, Aves, Passeriformes, Paridae. The transcript has 14 exons. The record is from RefSeq and is a predicted model, not a curated record. Gene Ontology annotation, molecular function: protein binding; guanyl-nucleotide exchange factor activity. Gene Ontology annotation, biological process: activation of GTPase activity. The coding region runs from base 60 to 2417 and encodes 785 amino acids.